Oncorhynchus gorbuscha (pink salmon) is the source of this 720-nucleotide messenger RNA. RefSeq names its product caskin-1-like. The transcript is spliced from 7 exons. NCBI's taxonomy places the organism in Eukaryota, Metazoa, Chordata, Actinopteri, Salmoniformes, Salmonidae. The record is from RefSeq and is a predicted model, not a curated record. Gene Ontology annotation, molecular function: protein binding. The annotation marks the transcript as partial.
AGAGGAGAGGGAUAGAGAAAGGAUGGGUAAGGACCAGGACCUGCUUCAUGCGGUGAAGACCGAGGAUCUUCUGACGGCGCAGCGGCUUCUCCAGCGACCCAGGCCCGGGAAAACCAAGUUGCUUGGAACAGCCAAGAGGGUCAAUGUCAACUUCCAGGACACAGACGGGUUGUCUCCUCUGCACCAUGCUGCUCUGAGCGGGAACAAGGAGCUGAUCUCUCUACUGUUGGAGGCUCAGGCCACAGUGGACAUUAAGGACCAGAACGGUAUGCGUCCACUGCACUACGCGGCGUGGCAGGGGAAGACUGAGCCAAUGAAAAUGCUCCUGAAGGCGGGAUCAUCAGUCAACAUCCAAUCAGACGAGGGCCAGAUCCCACUGCACCUAUCAGCACAGCACGGACAUUACGACGGAUCUGAGAUGUUACUGCAGCACCAGUCUAAUCCGUGUAUCUCCGACACGGCCGGUAAGACUCCUCUGGACCUGGCCUGUGAAUUUGGACGAGUGGGGGUGGUCCAGCUGCUCCUCAGUAGUAAUGUCUGUGCAGCGAUGAUCGAGCCGAAGCCGUCGAACCCCAACGGCGUCUCUCCUCUUCACCUGGCCGCCAAGAACGGACACAUCGAUGUCAUACGUCUGCUGAUCCAAGCAGGUAUAGACAUCAACAGACAGUCAGAGUCGGGACGGCGCUGCAUCAGGCAGCUCUCUGUGGAAAGACUGAGGUG